Molecule: messenger RNA, 8147 nt
Organism: Spodoptera exigua (beet armyworm)
Lineage: Eukaryota; Metazoa; Arthropoda; Insecta; Lepidoptera; Noctuidae
Source: the annotation of a GenBank genome assembly
AUGUCGAAGUCAGCAAAAGAAUUUGGUGUUCAGAAUCCAGAUAUAGUGUUAGUACACUAUCUGAACGUGCCAUACCCAGAUGACAACAAGCUGGCGACGGUAGCACCCAGCCUGGCCCUCUGGGCAGACAAGAAGGAGUGGACUAAGGAUGAGCUGGUCUGUCAACUGAAGCCAAUGUUGUCCUCUGUUUCAGUCUUCAGCGAAGAUGAUCCUGACCACAGCAAUGACUUGGAAAUUUCGGGCAAAAUGUUUCAGACCUCGGAAACCGUUGAAGUUAUCGUAACUCAGCUCAUGGAGAAGCAAAGGGCUGCCAGAGCUGCAGCUUUAGCGAGGCAGCUGGAGUGCGGCUGUCCUGACUCCACCUGCAAUGAUUCAAGAAACUGUGCUCAUCCCAUGCGUCGAGUUCAAGCUGCAAAACCACCACCUUCAGAUCACCAAGUUUCAUCAACCACUGGCCCUUCACCGAGACCCAUGUCUCACCCACCUAGGCAAUACACCAGAGACCACCGACCUGCACAACAAUCAGCAUCUCCAUUACUUCUAUCUUUAGGCCAAAUUCAGGGUGGGGGUGGUCUCCUUAUAUUAAACGGAACGAGCAACGGUACCCAACAAAACUCGUCUUUGGUAUCUCCACUAUCAGUGACGUCAUUCGUCUGUGAAGAACCCCGCGAUAGGUAUAGGCAGCAGUACAAACCCACUUUUGUUUUAAAACGGGAAAUUCCAGACAGUCAACCUACUGUUGUUCAAAAUACUGAGACAAAGUUUGAAAUUGAGCCUAAAGAGGAAAAAAUAGAUGUUGAUGUAUUUGAAAGGAAAAUUAAGGUGGAGCCCAGAAGUAGUGUCAGUCGGAACCAGGUAAUCGCAAGUGCGCCGGCGACUCCAUCAAGAUAUCCAGACUUAGUUGAAAGAUUAGAAAGUAAAGUUUUGACAGAUAACUGUGAUGAUACUUUAGUGCUGCUCGGUACUGACAGCAAUUUAGGUUCUAGUGGGUUCUUUGAUGAGACCCUUGAAUUAUCGCAUGAAGAUAUUCAAAAGACAUUGUCGGCGAAUAUGCCUACUUGUGAGCUGGAUAGGAAUGGUGUGAGGCAUACUGAUACGGCCAAUGUGAUGGUGUCCGGUAUAGAUACGAUGGACUUUAUAGACAGUUGUGAAGUUGUAGCUUCGCCAGCUACAGGAGUUGAUGAUAAUGUGUUUGUGAAUUUGGACGCUUUUGAUAUGCUCGGAGACUUUCCCGAAUUGGAAGUGCUGGAUCCCAGUGGGAUGUCAUCAAAUCCAGUGACUCUUAGUGACAAGUCUCCCCCAGCCGAAGAUACUAGUGAGAAAAUGCAGACUGAGAGUAGUAGUAAUGAGGGUACGCUGAAUAUCACGGAUUAUUCCCCAGAAUGGGCCUACCCUGAAGGUGGAGCGAAGGUUUUAGUAGCUGGCCCUUGGACAGAUACAUCAGAUCAGUACACUGUACUAUUUGACAACUUUCCAGUGCCAUCAAUUUUAGUCCAAAAUGGAUUAUUGAGGUGUUACUGUCCAGCGCAUGAGGCAGGGUUAGCAGCGUUGCAGGUGGCUCGAGGUGGUCGCGUUGUAUCAGACACGGUUGUCUUUGAAUACAAGCCUGGUCCAGCACCUGCGCCGUCGUCUCCCGCGUCAGCGCCGCUCCCAUCGUUGGAUUUGAGGAGGUUUUCACUGCUGCAGCGUUUGCAACGAUUACAAGGUCGCUUGCAAAUGAAAAUUGAACCUGCUGAUGAAAAUAGCCAGAUUGAAGAUGUUCAAUUGUAUUCGAACCCGAAAUUUGAAGAACGGUUGGUUUCUUUCUGUCGAUCUUUGAGCAAUCGGUCGACCGGUACAUCGGAGGGCUUCACCACGGAACCAAAUGAAGAUGGCUCCACGAUAUUGCAUUUGGCUGCUGCACUAGGUUAUACCAAGUUGACCACAGUCCUACUGCGGUGGAGGCAGGAUGACACCAGUUUAGCUCUGGAGAAAGAAAUCAACUUGGGUGCAAGGGAUAGUGAUAACUGCACUCCUUUGAUGGUAGCUAGUGCGGCAGGUCACGUGGAGACGGCCGUGGUGCUAGCACGCUGGAGCGCGGGCACGCGGCGCGAGGCUGGCGCACGCGCAGCUGCUGCUGCAGCACGACGUGCUGGCCACUCACACCUUGCUGCUUUGCUUGAUAGGAUACACCCGCCUGCUAAAGAUGGAGUCUUUCUUAGGCCGCAUAGUUUAUCACAAAAAAGCCGUGCCGGUAGUUUGGAGAGCAACCUGGUGAAGAGGCCGUCGAUAGAUUCUGGAAUCAAUAUGGCUGACGCGUUUAGAUCCAGUUCAGCCAUUGAUAAAUCAGAAAGCAGUUCCUCUGCAAGAUGGGAACGAAGCAUGUCUCUACCUUUAGAUUCAGAUACAUCAGAAGAUAGUCUCGGAGAUUCCAAGAUUGGCAGACGUAUGGACCUGGCCCUCUGGGAGCAGGAUGACCGGGUGUUCACGCUGGCGGAGCAAAUUAUUGCCGCCAUGCCAGAAAGGAUAAAGAACGAAAGCUCGUCUCUGCUAUCGGGGUGCGGCUUAGACAGCGGCGGGGGAAGCGGGGAAGACACACUCAUGGUGCCACUUCUGGACGAGAACACCACAUUUAACAGUGACUUCACCUUUGAGUUCUGCGACAACACAUACAGGUAUUGUGGGGGUUCGACACCUUGUUCGUCUGGCUCCGUGUCUCCUGGUUCAGCUGCGCUUUCUCCGCCACCUCCGUCGCCCAGAUCUGCGUUGUCACACCCACCUCUAUGUACGACCCCUUCUGCCACUCUGCAAGAAUUUCUCAACGCUACCACACAUUUCUCUAAUCUCACGUUAAAUGAUCGUGAACAACGAGAACUGUACUCUGCAGCCAUUACAAUUCAGAAGGCAUAUCGCCAGUACCGUGGCAGACAGCUGCAGCGAAGAGCCGCAGCCGCUGCGAUCACCAUACAGAACUGUUACCGGAGAUACAAACAGUUUGCGUACUUGAAACAAAUGCACGCGGCUGCGACAGUGAUACAGCGCGGUUAUCGUGCAAUGCGUGCGCGUAGGAUGGCCACCACACCAAUCAAGAGGACAUACUCUCAAAGGCGUCAAAAUCAGGCAGCGAGAAAAAUUCAACAGUUCAUGAGACAAUCCAAGAUCAAGUUGCAGAACGCACGAGCCGAAAGCGUGAGGGGGGUCCGGCGAUCGCCGGAUGUCCGCCAAAACUCGCUGCAGCGCAUCACCAAUACACCACCCACGCCCAAUAGGAUCGUUGAUUACCUUGCCCCUGAAUCGCCAAUGAACGUGGACGAAGAUCUUCUGCUUGAACUUCUGUUUAAAAUCUAACAACGGCAGUUAUUAUACGGACACUAUCCAUUCCCAAAACGAUGUUCAUUUCCAUUGCACUGUCAAUGGAAGGGUUUCUUUCAUCAUUUAUUUAUUACAAGUCGAAAUUUUCUGUUGGAUUUGUAUCUUGUGAUUGUUUUACAUCGAGUACUUCAGACGUGUUAACGCUGACUGCCAUUCACAUAUUAUUCAAUAUCUAUCUGACACGACGCACUUUUAACGAAACAGGUUUUUUAUCGGAGUUGUGAACUGAAUCAGGCCUUGUCUACUUGAAAUGUUUUAAUUCUUUUGUAAACGUAUUACUUAAUCGUAGAAACAAAAAGUUUUGACGAAUACCUAUCAUCUUUUUCAUUUAGUUCUUCUGAAUUCUUUUUCUUGAACACUAACGUUAUGAUUCGAUAUUACAAUUUAUUGAUGUGAUUGAACGGAUUUUCGAUAUCCACUGUUCAUUCGUUCUCAAUAAUUUGCUUCGCAUUACCAUCUGCGAGUAUUAUGAACGGAUUAUAGCAAAGCGUGUGACUCUAGGAAGUAAUUAUGUUUUCCUUAGAAAUGACUUGUUCAGAGUUUAGAUUUCGAUUUAUUCUUUAUUUUAAACUCUUCAGGUCAUAGACAGGGUUAUAUUUAGUAUAAAUUUUAUCGUAUUUGUAUUAUAUUUUCAUAAUGUAUUUUUGAGAUAUUCGUUUAGAACAUUUAUUGGAAUCAUAUUUUUGAAAACUCUAAAUUGCAUGUAAAGUAAUUAAAACCUAGAUCAUCAUACGUAUUGGCUGAACGAUUUCUUAAGAUUCGGCGCAUUUUUUCAAAAAUCUACCGAAAACUCUUCAAAAGUGAUACGAGACAUUUCGCUUUUGACAGUUCAUGUCAAUUGCAAACGAUUUGAUGAUGAAUUUCAAUGAGAACAUUUGUUUUAAUUUGUUUACGUUGGACUUUAGUAGAUCGAGUCAAAACUUAAAUUCUAUUCUAUGAAUAAUUUCAGCAAUGGAGUUUAAAAUAUGUAGGUUAAGUACAAAUUCAAAUUAUUAAAAGCCACUGUUCUUAUAAAGUAGAUGCACUUAGCGUAUAAUACAAUAAACCCGACGAGCUGUGAGUAUUUUGAGAUUUUAUCGUAUUUAAGAGAAAUAAAAGUAAUUACGCAGUUAGUUUUGGUCGAAAGUUUAACAAUAGGUUUCAUUCCAGCCUAAAUAGUUUUAAUUCUUUUAGUCUAUGCAGUGAAGUGAAGCCUUAGAUAUCAUCGAACAUGAUCUAUCUUCGAGUCUCUCCUUAGAUUAGAUCUAACAUUGUCAAGGACCUUCGACCGUUUAUCCAACCAUGUGUUUCAAUAAGUUCACUUCGUCUUCUUUCCUACCUAUCUCAUUGAUUUCGUGUUCCUCCUUCCCUAGUUCCUAUUCCAAUAAGUGCGGAUCCCUAAUAUGAAUUUUCAUCAACUACCUACAUCUAUAAAUUAGUUAUUUAGAUAGUGAACUUUUGUUUUUAGAUCCUCGUUAUGCUAACGCCAUACUUACCUAGCGUUCAUGAAGAAAUAAGGUUGUGCACCACUUAAAUAUAGAAAAUAAAAACCUAAAUAUUCCCUUUUUCUGAAUUCUCUGAUAUUUUAACGUAGUAAAAAUAGUAAAGUUUUAUAGUAUAAGAAAUAAUAGAAUAAUCAUAGCUUAACCAUAAGAAGACGUGCUACAGUCGAGAUAUUUUCGAUUCGUAUUUUUAUAAAGCAAAAGUUUCGAACGAAUAAGGACGCUUUGCUUGAGCAGGGCCCUGGUACUUUGUGUUAUAUUACUUACUUCUAACAACUGUCUUGUUUAACUUUCCUUGUUACAUUCUGUUGUUUUAUUUCCACUAGAUCUAUGACUUGGUUCUUUUUGAAAAUUCUUACUUCUCUCGACAUAAUUUUCAAACUGUUCGUACAUUCCGAUAUAUUCCUGUUUAUUUAGAUUUUGGGAGGCCCAGAGUUGAAAAAGUAGGUAAAAAAGGUUGGUAGAUUCGUAGCAAAUGUUUCAAAAAGCCGUUUUAAUGUCGAACGGUGUUUUGUUACGAAUAUAUCAAUGUUUUUUCGAUUAGAAGAAGAAUAAACACGCGACGAGGAUUGAGAAAAACCGUCCAGUUGUGGCGGCUUUUGCACCCUCCGGUGGCGAACGGCAAAAGUCGCAAAUAUCGCGGGUUUGCACACACGCGUACAUCGUAUGAGACAUCGGCGCGUAGGCUCGCGAGCGCGGUCGGCCGGGGGCGCACUAAUACAACACGUAUAUUUCAUAUUUUUGGAUCGCUAAUUUUAAGAUGUUAUAUUUAUAUAUGUAUAUGUAGUAAUGGCGGGUACGAUACCAGUAUUUCGAGAUGUAUUGCGCCAAAAGUUUUGAUGUAUUAAUUUUCCAUAAACGUUAUUCUAUCAUUUCUGUCUUAAUUUUCGAACAAAUAGUUCGUUUAGCUAGUGGUCAUGCAUAUACCUAUAUUUUUAGAUAGCGUGCACGAUUGCUUCUGGAGCGCUGAUAAUGUUAUUAAAAUGCGAAACGGUUGGAGAUACGACGAAAAUAAAUUAAAAAAAAUAUUUUUCUCUGUAACGCGGAACCUCUGAAAGCAAUAAUAUUUUUGUGGUGAAAUAAACUCUGAUUUGUAAAGAAAGUGUAUUUUAAUAUCCACGCGGUCGUCACAGUACAGUUGAAAUAUAGACGCUUCUUAGUGCCACCGAAAACUGUGUCCUUUUUACUAUCUUACAUAUUAUUUUAUUAAAACGUGAAUAUUGUUUAAAAAAAGCCAAAAACUAAAAAAGUUACAUAAUAAUAUUGUGUUCUAUUUUUUAUAAAAUAAAUGUCAAUUACAUAAAAACAGAAAAAAAAUAAUUCAUUUUUGUAAAAAAGAUUAUGUAUAUUAAGACAAACAAACUUCUUUAUUUAAUUUAUAAUUUUUAGCAUUUAUUUAUUUUAUUUAUGAAUGAUAACGAAAGCAAUAAACUUUUCGAAGGUAGUAAAGAAGGCACACUUGCGGCGAGGCUUAGUAAUUGACCACAGCUAAAAGAUAGUGCACUAGAAGUAGAUAUAGUUAGAUAAAUUACUAUUAUAUGAAAUAAUAAAAAAAAAACUUGAAAUCUAUACAUAGAAUUUAAAACUAAAAGUUUAACUAAUACUUUUUAUUAUUAUAUUAUAAGAAGCUUGUUCACACAUUUUAACUUCAUAAUAAUAUUUAGUAAGUAUUCGUAAGACUAAAAGAUAGAAAUUGUUACUAACUGAAAUUGGUACUGGAAUGCGAUAUUAGUGAGAAUAUGAUUGGAUUUCUUUUAUCUUUUAGGGUGGGCCGUAAAUAGUUGAGCUUUAUUAUGCCGUAGGCACGUUUCUUUUGACGAAAAUGUGAUAAAAAUAUUUGCAAAAACGCAUUGAUUUUUAGCGUCUAUGAUUUUUGUAUUUAUGUAGGUAUAAGUUUAAUGAUUGUUGUUUAAGUAAUUUUCUUAUAGUGAACUUUUUCGCAGUAGCUUGCGUGUUUUUUUUUCAGAGAGGGAAUAAAUUUUAGUUUUAGUCAUUUCGAUCUUUUAUUUAGUAAAAAUAUAGAUAGUUUUUGUUUUAAUUUCGAAGUGAUUCGUUAAUUGGUCAAAGUGAAUGGCUAAAACUAAUUUCGAUCACCUCUUUGUAAUGACGAUUAAUGAUUUUUUAAUCAAAAUGAAGCCUGCCUAAAGUAUAUUGCAUAUCACUUAGAUACUUAAUUAUAACUUGAACGUUCUCGACACUCGCGUUUGAUAUUAGUUACUUUUGUUUCAUGAAUGCUAGAUCACUAGAACUUCGUUUUCUAUAAAUAUUUAUUAUAGUUGCUAAAUCCUUGUACUAGGAUUGUAAUGUUUUGACAUGCAACAUACCUAGUGAGUAAUUCAAGAUGUUUUUUCUUCAACUUUAGCCAAAAGUUCAAUGAGCAGUUUUAGGCUCUUAUUUAUAAGUUUAAUUACUACUCAAAGCAAUAGUGCCUGAUUUAGUCAAUACAGUAGUCAAAUUCUGCCAUAAACCUUUAGUUACAUAAGCCUUAGUCAUUUUUAUUAUAGAAAAUAUAUAAUUUAAUUUAUCAAAAAUCAUUACAAUCCUAUAUUUUUAUAGCUAGCUACUAGAGUUAUUGCUUUACAAACAAAUUUAUAUAGAAAAAGGCAUUUGAUAGCGAAUUUUAUGAUGUUAUUUAAUUUUUUAAUUAAAAAUAAUGGUUUAUAUGCAAUCUUAAGCGUUGUAUGUAAGUUUUUUCUUUAGCAAAUGUAAGAGAUUGUCAUGUACUGCCAGUUUCAAGGUUUCUAAAACACCAAUAUGGAGGGACGUGUGAAUGACGACUGUCCGAUUGAACAACUUAGAAUCUCUUUUUUAUAGUUCAUCUUUCUUAAACAAAACAUUAAAUAUUGAAUUGUAAUAAUUGGAUUUAAAGUUAUUACGUGGAGUGUAUUUUCGACAUCUAUUUUAAAUAGGUAAUGAAUUAUAAAAAAUGAGUUGUAAAUAAUUUGUGGAAAAAUUAUGAAAAGUGUUCUUUUAGUUGUCACAUUUUAAUUUGUAAUUUUUGUGUUUUUGUAAUAAAUUUUAGUUUCGUUGUAGGUUUUUUAUGUGAACUGUAAAUAAACAAUAUUGUUCCUAAGUAUUUAUAAUCGUAAUUAUUAAUCGUAUACUUAUUUUAAUAUUAACGUUAUUCUUAUAUGAAUAAAUAAUAAUUUGGUAUUGAUUUCGACGUUUUCUUUUUUUGUUUUUAUUAAAUUCUUAAAUAGAUUUAUAUUUCAAUUUGUUAUUUUAACAAUAAUUAGUAUAAAAGGUUAUUAUUUUAAUAAAAUUACAUUAUUAUUUUUGUUAUAUGAAAAUGUUAGUUGAAUUUGUUAAAGUUAU